Dentiscutata erythropus is the source of this 1765-nucleotide messenger RNA. Lineage: Eukaryota; Fungi; Glomeromycota; Glomeromycetes; Diversisporales; Gigasporaceae. The record is from the annotation of a GenBank genome assembly.
UCCUCAAGAUGCUACCCCUACAGAUUCAGCAAGUUCCAAAAACAAGUCAACCUCCAAAAAUUCUGCAAGUCCUCAAGAUGCUACCCCUACAGAUUCAGCAAGUUCCAAAAACAAGUCAACCUCCAAAAAUUCAGAAAGUCCUCAAAUUCCAGCUCCUACAGAUUCUCAAGGUUCUAUCCCUACAAAUUUAGCAAGUUCCAAAAACAAAUCCUCCAAAAAUUCAACAAGUCCUCAAGAUCCAGCCCCCACAGGCUCUCAAGAUCCAACCUCCACAGAUUCAGUAAAUUCUCAGGAUCAAACCCACACAGAUAUUGCAGAUUCUUCACCAUCAACUCCCCCAAUUUCCACGGAUUCAUCACUAAAUUCCAACGAUCAUUUAUCAAGUCCCACAGAUAGUCCACCAACUUCUAUUCCUACGGACUCACCAUCAAGUAAUGCAGAUCCUCCAAUGGGACCCACAGGUUCUAUUCCUAUGGACCCAGCAAGUCCAACUGGAGGCCCACAAAUUAAUCAGCUAGGUCCAACUGGAGGCCCACAAAAUCAACCAAAUCCAACUGGAGGCCCACAAAAUCAACCAAAUCCAACUGGAGGCCCACAAAAUCAACAAAGUCCAACUGGAGGCCCACAAAAUCAACCAAAUCCAACUGGAGGCCCACAAAACCAACCAAAUCCAACUGGAGGCCCACAAAAUCAUCCAAAUCCAACUGGAGGCCCGCAAAAUCAACCAAAUCCAACUGGAGGCCCACAAAAUCAACCAAGUCCUACAGAUAAAUUUUCAAAUCAAAGUCCCACGGGUCAAAAUUCCAACUCAGGUCCCACGGAUAAAAUUUCAGACUCGAGUCCCACGAAUCAAGCUUCUAACCAAGGUCCCACGAAUAAAAUUUCAAACACAAAUCCCACAGGUUAUAAUAUUGUUUCUAACCCAAGUUCAACAGAUCCUCCAAGUCCCACAGAUCCAAGUUCUAAAUCUAGCGCUGCUCCAGAUAAAUCCAUUAAUGACGCAACAUCUACUCAAUCAAGUCUCACAGAUCCAAGUUCUAAAUAUAACGCUGCUCCAAAUAAAGAAUCCAUUAGUGGCGCAACAUAUACUGCAUCUACUACCAUAUAUACAUAUACUCCUUUUAAUCCCACUGCAGUUAUUAAGUUGCCCUUGAGAACAAAUACCCGGAAAAGUAAUGAUGCAAUGCCCACGAAUGAUCCUUCUAAUUAUCCUUCUAAGAUUGUAACUCCUGAUUCAGCUAAAGCCGCUCCACAGGAUUCUUCUAAAUUAUUCCUGACAUUGUCACCAGCUCUUUCAUGGGAAUCAGUAGUAAGAGAUACAACCAUUCCUGCCGCUAUGACAGUUCAAUUGACACAGGAUAUCGCAAAGGCACUUGGAUGCUCACCUGAUGAUGUAAAAAUUUUGAGCUUAGAACGUGGAGUUGAUGAUAAUUGUAUAGUGAAUAUUGCAAUUCCCUCGAAAUAUACUGGUAAUUUACAAGAUCUUGUUAGUAAUAAAGAUAGUAGCUUAUAUCAACAGGGAUCUGAAUUUGCUAAACUAGUAGAUAGUGUAGAAGAUAAUAGUGAGAAUCCCAAUGGUACUGAUAAUGGUAAUAACGCGCAAUCCCAAUAUAUCACCAGCGCAGGGGGAUUAAGUUCUAAAUCAGCAUUAGUUAUAGUUGCAGUUUUUGGGUCUGCAUUUUUAUAUGUAGGAGCAACAAUACUGGCAGUUCGAGCUUAUAAAAAACGCAAAGCACGUUCUGAAGCCAAUACAAUGGAUGUAUAA